GCCAAAGACCAAUUAGUGUGCUGGGGGCGAUAAGAUAUCAAAUUUGAUUUAUAUCCAUGACGGCGCCAUGCCAAAUGCGGCACAUGCUCUUUUGGUUUCCCUUUUUUGAUAGAGUGGAUUCGCUGUAUUGUUGGUUAUAUUGUUUUGUCUGCAAGUUUAAGGUUUUAAGAUUUUUGUUCUUUUUUGUGUUUGCAAGUUAUGGUCUGAUUUGGUUAGAUGGUUUGUUUUACGGACGCGAAGAAAUAGCUAAAUCGUCUGCGCUGUCGUUUCCAUGGCUUGUCAUUUGAUAGAAGACUGAUUAUUGCCGGCAUCCCAUCUAUACAGCCCGAAACAAUCCAAAACCAGUCAAUACAAAAUUCAGUAGCGAAUUACUUUGCACUGCGUAUUGGAUAUUGCCGGCAACAGUUUUGGAUUGUCAGCUGCCAUUAAAGACUUCCGGAUCGUGUCACCGUAAGGAGCUUCUUGCAAGUUCGGCGCAAGGUAUGGCCUUUUUUCUUUGCCUUCUACAAUUCAUCUAGAUCAACCUCUACCGUUGGAUACCUACUGGGAUAAUCGAAAAUUGCUGCGCUAUCGUCACACCUCCAGGAUCGGGUGCUGUUACCGGCCUACGGGUUUGGUUGACCCCCCUUUUUUGAGUGUGUAGUUACUGAGGUCAUCGGCUAGUUUGUGCGUUCUGUAGGAAAUUCGCACUGUGUGAUUGACCGACUCUGUACCGACCCAAUUGCGAUACGAUCGAAAGUGGCAACCUCCCAGUGCGUUCGGUUUCUGCCACAUUCGUUUGUAGGUUGAUAUCUUAUCCCUCCAGCACACUGGUACUUUGGCACUUUGGCUAGUCCGGAAGAUGUUGAAAUUAAAUACGUUGACACCGGGACAGCUGCGGAUAAUGCUUGAUAAAAUGGGACAAGACACACAGGGGUCAAAGCCAGUUUUGAUUGAGCGGCUCAAAACGUGUCUAGGCCACGACAGUGUUCCGUCUGAGGUGCCGUCCGACCGUCUUUUAUUUGAGUGUAAUGGUGCCGCAUCACCCGUUGAACCUGGAAGUAGAUUACAGACGAGCCAUAUACAGGAAUAUGCGUAUAAUACGUAUGCCAAAAGGGCAGUUUAUGACGAUUAUGAUACCGCGUCUUGCAUUUCUGCCCAAUCCUCAAUAGCUUCUGAGAAGGCAAAACUAGCUGGUCUUCAAGCUAGGGCAGCAUGUCUAAAGCAAAAGCAAGAGCUUGAUCGACAAGCACAGAACAUUCACGCCAUGCAAGAGGCUCUAGAACUUGAUAUGCAAAUUAAAGAAGUUGCUGCAAGAGAGGCAGCUUUAAAAAAUGAAGUAAAAGGUCAAACCAGAGAUCACGUAACUUCACAACCGAUAAAUGUAUCUAUGAGCAGAGAAUCCACGUCUAAAUUUGAGCUGUCUUCUUAUCGGGACCAUGUUAUUGAGUCUCUACCUUCUCAUAGCCACGACGACGCAGCUUACCAACUGGCUAAGCGAUUCCACCUCCCCAUGCUAGAAAUGUCAACGUUUGAUGGAGAUUUGGGAAAAUACCGGUGCUUUAUGCGUGCCUUUCAUGCAAACAUCGUAGCCAAAGUAAGUAACGAAGAGGAAAAAUUAUCGUAUUUGCAUCAGUAUACUCGUGGAAGACCAAGAGAAAUAGUGUCCACAUGUCUGCAUUUACCGCCUGAGCAAGGUUUUACAGAGGCUAUCAGUUUGCUCGAACGCCGUUAUGGGGGCACCAUUCAAGUAGCCGCGGGCCUCGUAGACCAAUUACUGCAGUGCUCCAACUUAAAGGCUGAUGACGUAGAAGGCCUAGAGACCUUUGCUAUUCAGCUACGGGGUAGCAUGAACGCGCUCUCAAACCUCCCAUGUGGGACGGGCGCGGUGGAUGUCAAAACCAUUCGUUUGCUUUUGGAGAAGGUGCCGCCGUUCUUUAGAGACAAAUGGAGAGUUAAAGUAGACGAAAUCGAACAAACCGAUCACCGUCAAGCGGAAUUCAAAGAUUUUGUUCUGUUCAUCGAGCGAGAGGCUCGGAUUGCCUGCAAUCCAUCGUACGGUCGGCAUGUUACUUCCCAAAAUGCGAAACAAUUGUAUGGAGAAAGAAAACCUGGACCAGGGAAUAGCGUAAGAGGAAAGCUCUUAUCUGGUAACGUGAAUCCUUCACGUUUUCCUUUGACAUGCCUUCAAUGCGACCAAAAUCAUGAAAUUUCGGAAUGUCCCCAGCUUGGGAGGAUGAAAAGGGACGAAAAGAUUGAGUUCAUCCAUUCAAAUCGACUUUGUUUUGGCUGUUUACGCCCAAAUCAUACUGCCAAAUAUUGUAAAGACAGGAAAAUAUGUAAGACGUGUCAAGGGUCACAUCCAACUGCGCUUCACUUCGACCGGCAAGAAAGUUUCCUACCAACAGUCACAUCAGGACAUCUGGCAUCAAGAGGCGGGGCAAAGUUACAAGUCGUGCCUGUGCGCGUUACACUCCUUGGAGUAACAGUGCCAACUUCCGCGUUUUUAGAUUCCGGCAGUACCCAUUCCUUUAUUUCCCGACAGUUACUUGACCAGCUGGGGGCGCAACCAACUGAAAACACAUCCGUUACACUUUCAACUAUAAAUUCAGAUCAGAGAAUUGCCACAUGCAUGGUCUCCCGAGUAAUUAUGGAAGAUUUGGAUAUUACUAGCCGAUUGGAGUUACCUCCUCUGAUCGUUCUAAACCGGAUACCAGUAUCCAAAGAAGACGCUCCCGAUGCAAAUGAUUUAAAGAAAUGGCCAUACCUUAUUAAUGGAGGAGUAAAUCUAGAGGAGAAUGUUCCGGGAGAUGUGGGACUUCUAAUUGGAAAUAAUGUUGCCGCUGUAAUGGAACCGAUUGAGGUAGUCCCAAGUCAAAACGGUGGUCCGUUCGCCGUUAGGACCAGAUUCGGAUGGGUUCUUGGUGGCGCAGAGAAGGCGACCAAUAGUCGCCUCAAAGUUAACAUUCACCAAACUCAGCUAACAUUUGAUGAAGAUUCGUGUGGUAAUAGAGCAGAGUACAAGACAGGUCCAUCUGCGGAAGACCUUAUCUGGCAUUCGAUUGUAGAGUCUUCCUGUACGUUUCGAAAUGGGCAGUAUGAAAUAGCAUUACCGUUCCGGAGCUCGUGUCCUGUCCUGCCUAACAAUAAACUGAUAGCUCACAGACGACUCGAGCAGCUUAGACGAAGAUUUCAAAAUCAGCCAAACUUUGCAGAAGAAUACACCAGGCAGAUGACCAAAUUAUUGGAAAAGGGAUAUGCUGAAGAUGCUCCUGAGAGCUCUCACAUCAGAGAUGGGAGUGUAUGGUUUCUGCCCCAUCACGGAAUUGAACAAUCGGGAAAGAAAGAUAAAAUACGAGUUGUUUUCGAUUGUGCUUGCCAGUUUCAAGGUACCAGCCUAAAUGACGAGUUAUUACGAGGUCCAGACUUUACAAAUUCUUUGACGGACGUUCUCCUGCGUUUCCGGCAAGGACCUGUUGCCUUUAUGGCGGAUAUCGAGGGAAUGUUCUUGCAAGUAAAGGUUCCUGAACAUCAGCGCGACUUCCUACGGUUUUUAUGGUGGCCCGAUGGGAACAUCAAAGCAAGCCCAAAACAAUACCGGAUGACGGUCCACCUUUUUGGGGCCACGUCCUCGCCCAGUUGCGCGAACUUCGCCCUACGACGCACAGCUACGGAUCACGGAACAGUAUAUGACCGACAAGUGCCUGGGACGGUUUUGAACAACUUCUAUGUUGAUGACUGCCUCGUGACAACGACUAGUGAAAACGACGCUAUAAAUCUGGCAUUGAGCCUGAAGCAAUUAUGCUCGAAGGGAGGUUUUAAUCUCACCAAAUUUACCAGUAACAGUGUAAUCGUACUGGACUCGAUUCCUGAGGCCGAUCACUCUCCCAAGAUUAAAAGUUUGAACCUUAGAAUAGACACUCUGCCUACAGACCGGGCGUUGGGCGUCAGUUGGAACGUGCAAUCAGAUCGAUUAGGAUACCAACUGGAGCUUAGCAAGUUUACAGGGAAACCUCUGACAAGAAGGGGAAUGCUUUCUGCGAUAGCCGCAUUUUAUGAUCCCUUGGGUCUCGCAGCCCCCUACGUCAUGCGAGCCAGAAUGCUUCUGCAGGAACUAACUCGUUUACGGUUGGGUUGGGAUCAAUCCGUGCCCGGGGAAUACUGCAAACAGUGGAGAAGAUGGGUGGCCGAUUUGGGACUUCUCUCUCUAUAUACACUUCCACGGUGCAUCUGCCAAAGCGGUUUUUCGGCCUCAACCAGAUUGGAGCUACACCACUUUUCAGACGCCAGCGAACGAGGCUAUGGCGUGGCCUCGUACCUGCGAGUAGUCACUCAAGAGGGCCGGACGUCCUGCACCCUCCUGUGUAGUAGAUGUCACCUAGCUCCAAUUAAACCGCUUAGCAUCCCGCGAUUGGAGCUAUCCGCGGCAACGCUAGCAGUUAAGGUCAAUUUGGAAUUGGAAAGAGCAUUGGAGUUCAAGGUUCAACCCUGCCGCUAUUUUUGGACCGAUAGUACGACCGUCCUAUAUAUAUAA
This is a messenger RNA of Amphibalanus amphitrite, 4513 nucleotides long. RefSeq lists its product as uncharacterized. Bases 842 to 4513 code for a protein of 1223 amino acids. NCBI's taxonomy places the organism in Eukaryota, Metazoa, Arthropoda, Thecostraca, Balanomorpha, Balanidae. The transcript has 2 exons. The record is from RefSeq and is a predicted model, not a curated record.